Xyrichtys novacula (pearly razorfish) is the source of this 753-nucleotide messenger RNA. NCBI's taxonomy places the organism in Eukaryota, Metazoa, Chordata, Actinopteri, Labriformes, Labridae. The record is from the annotation of a GenBank genome assembly.
AUGACAAAAACUCAAAUUCAACAAACGCCACAAACUCAAGUUCAAACACGAAACAAACUCAAGUUCAACAAAAACCACAAACUCAAGUUCAACAAACGCCACAAACUCAAGUUCAAACACGACACAAAUUCAAGUUCAAAAACAACAGAAACUCAAGUUCAAAAACGCCACAAACUCAAGUUCAAACACGUCACAAACUCAAGUUCAAAAUCACCACAAACUCAAGUUCAACACAACACAAACUCAAGUUCAACAAACACUCAAACUCAAGUUAGAAAACACCACAAACUCAAGUUCAAACACAACACAAACUCAAGUUCAACCAACACACAAACUCAAGUUCAAAAACACCACAAACUCAAGUUCAAACAUGACACAAACUCAAAUUCAACAAACGCCACAAACUCAAGUUCAAACACGAAACAAACUCAAGUUCAAAAACCACACAAACUCAAGUUCAAAAAACACACAAACUCAAGUUCAACAAAAGCCACAAACUCAAGUUCAAACACGACACAAACUAAAGUUCAAAAAAAACCACAAACUCAAGUUCAAACACGACACAAACUCAAGCUCAACAAUCACACUAACUCAAGUUCAAAAACACCACAAUCUCAAGUUCAAACACGAAACAAACUCAAGUUCAACGAACACAAAAACUCAAGUUCAAAAACACUACAAACUCAUGGUCAAACACACUACGAACUCAAGUUCAAACACGACAAAAAAACUCAAGUUCAACAAACACACUAA